Molecule: messenger RNA, 429 nt
Organism: Brassica rapa (field mustard)
Lineage: Eukaryota; Viridiplantae; Streptophyta; Magnoliopsida; Brassicales; Brassicaceae
Source: RefSeq, a predicted model, not a curated record
AUGACCAGUUCGUCAACAUCUUCUACUCGUUUUCCUCGAAUCUCUACUCAUGGUGUGCCUACAAGAUGUUGGUAUGGCGAGGGCAUAACCGCGUUUGGUUCAUCGACGGCGGAGAAUAGGUAUCGACGAUUCUACCAAUGCGAAAUCGCGAGAGAUAUUGAUGAAGCUUUGAUUGAGGAAAUUCGGAUGGUCGAUGCGAAACAUGAGAGGGUUGCUCCAGUGAUUACGAAGUUUGAAGAAAGGGUUAUGGAAAAGGUGAAGUCCGAGAUGGUUAGAGUUGAACGUCAGAUGUCCGAAAAGCUUAAAGAGAAGGUAGACUUGGAGAUUGCUAGAGUUGCACACGAGAUGAAACACAAGCUAAAGAUUGCAACGGUGGCUAUGGUAGUUGUAGGAGCAAUCGUAGGAAUAUGGACUUCUCUUCGUGUCUGA